This is a messenger RNA of Varroa destructor (honeybee mite), 1149 nucleotides long. RefSeq names its product transmembrane emp24 domain-containing protein 2-like. The record is from RefSeq and is a predicted model, not a curated record. NCBI's taxonomy places the organism in Eukaryota, Metazoa, Arthropoda, Arachnida, Mesostigmata, Varroidae.
AGUUUUUUGUAAAGAAGCCUGUUGCGGCGGCACAGUCACUCCUCAGUGGCUCUCACUCGACACUUGUGAGCCUCGCAACUAGUUUCUACCGCAUGUAACGGUAAAAGCAAUACCUGCAGCGUAUCAGUGGAUUCGAUUCGUGAACGAAAUUGAUCAGUAGCAACGCAAAUGAAUUUGUUUGUUAUACAAGCAGUGACAGCUGUCUGUCUUCUAGUUAAUGCGGUGGUCGUCGAUGGAUACUUCAUCGUGGUGGAUGCGCACUCUGAAGAGUGCUUUCACGAUCGCGUAGUCAAAGGCACGAAGAUGGGUUUGACGUUUGAAGUUGCCGAGGGCGGGUUUCUUGACAUCGACGUAAAGAUAACCGGUCCAGAUGAAAAGGUUGUCUACAACGGUGAACGCGAAUCGUCGAACAAAUACACGUUCGCUGCAUAUAUGGAUGGCGUGUACAAAUAUUGCUUUAGUAAUGCCAUGAGUACUAUGACUCCGAAAACCGUCAUGUUUACGAUGGAUAUUGGCGAGGAGCCAAAAAAAGCUGAUGGUAAAGACGGUCAAGGAGAAAACAAACUUGAGGACAUGAUCAGUGAGCUGCAUACGGCAAUGACAGGUGUCAAACAUGAGCAGGAGUACAUGAUGAUCCGAGACCGGAUUCAUCGGUCAAUCUCAGAGUCAACCAAUUCGCGCGUAGUCAUUUGGGCGUUCUUUGAGAAUCUCAUCAUCAUCGCCAUGACACUGGGACAGGUUUACUACUUGAAACGAAUUUUUGAGGUGAGGCGUGUCGUCUAAAGACAUCUAUAUACUAUUAAAUGUCGUUGAAGUACUGAAAUGUCCAAUCAUCAGUAUCGAUCGUCCGGACAUCUCCAAGACCUCGCGCGAUAACUUAAAAAUGGUCGAGGGCAAUGAUUUGUAAAGGUGGGAUAGGGUGCAAUGGAUGCAGUGAGUAGAAGUGUUUUUCUUCAGUUAUUUUUAGCGACAAAGCGACUUAUCGAAAACUGCUGAAAAUUAUGUGGAAAAGGAAACUCAAUGAAUGAAUGGCCUGAAGUAGCCGAGUAAAUACCUUUUAGGUGUGCACAGCACGCUAGUGGUAUCCACAGCAUAAAUGGUCGUGAAUGUGAUCUGAAUAAAUAUACAUUGAGUAUUUAUUAUACAAGA